AUGGCCUCAACUUACUACCAGUACCAGCCCACCGGCACCCUGCCCGUGAAUGUGCCAGGCAAGUCACCGCAGCAGCCGUAUGCCGGCCGCCAUCAGCGGAACUCGUCUGCAUUCAGCCAGCUCUCGGCAUCGCCGCCUGAGCGACCCGAGAGCGUUUCCUCAUCUGGUGGAGGUUUGUACUCUGCAGCGUCCAGCCAGUACGCUAGCAGCGAGUAUGACUCGAGCGGUGCGACCAGCGUGGAUUUGCUGGACUAUAUGAACGACCGACUCUCGCAAGCUUACAAUCCCGUUCCCCUGGACAAGAAUUUGGCAAGACAAGCGCAGAUGUCUGGAGAAUUGAACGCAAAGAACCGCGAGCUGCUCGCAUUGCAAGCGCAAGCCAGAGCACGACUGGCGAAAACUCGAGCAAACUUUGCCGACGGCAUGAAGGCCGCAAAGGACGUGCAGCGAGAUCUGGAGUGGACGCAGAAGAAAGUCAACACCUUGAACGCACGAGCAGCACAAAAAUACCCCGACCAAUACCGCGCUGCAAGUGAACGUUACCCGGCGCCCAUCGACUACUAA
Zasmidium cellare ATCC 36951 is the source of this 564-nucleotide messenger RNA. RefSeq lists its product as uncharacterized. The record is from RefSeq and is a predicted model, not a curated record. Bases 1 to 564 code for a protein of 187 amino acids. Gene Ontology annotation, cellular component: BLOC-1 complex; endosome. The transcript is spliced from 3 exons. Gene Ontology annotation, biological process: endosome organization; regulation of protein localization. Lineage: Eukaryota; Fungi; Ascomycota; Dothideomycetes; Mycosphaerellales; Mycosphaerellaceae.